Scatophagus argus is the source of this 3449-nucleotide messenger RNA. RefSeq names its product RAB2A, member RAS oncogene family (gene rab2a). Bases 173 to 811 code for a protein of 212 amino acids. The transcript is spliced from 8 exons. Gene Ontology annotation, cellular component: Golgi apparatus. NCBI's taxonomy places the organism in Eukaryota, Metazoa, Chordata, Actinopteri, Scatophagidae. The record is from RefSeq and is a predicted model, not a curated record. Gene Ontology annotation, molecular function: GTP binding; GTPase activity.
CGAGGGCGGGCCGUGUGACGUAGAGCUGAGGCUCUGGCUGUUUAUUGUUCCUUCCUCACCGCCGACAGAGAAAAACGGGCUAAGAAGCUGUCAGCUAUCUUUUUCACACGGUUCACGUUUGGCUUAGCGAAGGUGUAACGGUCAAGACAACUCACUGUACAAAACAGGGGCCAUGGCGUAUGCGUACCUCUUCAAAUACAUCAUCAUCGGAGACACGGGUGUGGGGAAGUCAUGUCUAUUACUACAGUUCACAGACAAGAGGUUUCAGCCAGUUCACGACCUCACUAUCGGUGUGGAGUUUGGAGCGAGGAUGAUCACUAUAGAUGGCAAACAGAUCAAACUGCAGAUCUGGGAUACGGCUGGUCAGGAGUCGUUCCGCUCCAUCACCCGGUCUUACUACAGAGGAGCAGCUGGAGCGCUGCUAGUCUAUGACAUCACAAGAAGGGACACCUUCAACCACUUGACGACCUGGUUAGAGGACGCUCGCCAACAUUCCAACUCCAAUAUGGUCAUCAUGCUUAUUGGCAACAAGAGUGACCUGGAGUCAAGGAGAGAGGUGAAGAAAGAAGAAGGUGAAGCAUUUGCCAGAGAACACGGCCUCAUAUUCAUGGAAACCUCAGCCAAGACUGCUUCUAAUGUAGAGGAGGCUUUCAUCAACACAGCCAAGGAGAUCUACGAAAAGAUCCAGGAGGGAGUCUUUGAUAUCAACAAUGAGGCUAACGGUAUUAAGAUUGGACCCCAGCAUCCUCCCAACAACUCGCCACUGUCUGGUACCCAUGGAGGCCAACAGCCUGGAGGAGGCUGCUGCUGAAGCCCCAAAACACACUCCCUGCUCCUCCUCCUCCUCGCCCUCGCCCUCUCCAACCCUCCCUUGCGUUUCUACAGAACUGUCCAGGCCCCACUAACAGUUUGUUAACCCCUCUCUCUCUCUCUCUUUCUUCACUGCUCCAUUCUGUCAUCCAUCCCUCCCUCCCUCCCUCACUGUGUCUUUUUCUCUCAGUCUUUCCUUAGUCUUCUGACCAUAUCCUAGGGUCUAGAGACUAUGUCUCCAUAAACCAACCUGACUUCCUACAGUCUCAGGAGGACAGAGUCAGCUUCACCUGCAGAUUUAGCCAACAAGUUCUGCAGUUCACCUUUUUUUUGUUUGCUUAGAUAAACAGAUUUUAAUCUUUUUAUUUUAAAAUGCUGGAAUGUGAAGAAUUCUCUUCCAGUGGUUUCAUUUUGACGCUCAUAAAAACAAAGCAUCAAAACAAACAGUAUAUCUUCGUUAACGGUGAUUUGACUUUGUCCAGAUAGAGGCAGGAUUUUGGGUGGAGAUUAAACACACUCUUAACAACUGACUGUAUGGAAUAAAUCAUGCACCGUGUUGUGUCUAUACACACAUCUGGGCAUGUUCUUAAAGAAAAUGACGCAGCACGUUGAUAGCGGGACAUGUUUCCACAUGUUGACUCAGUUUUCAUGCUGUGCCUGCGUGUAUAGGGAUGAUAUAGGUAUUCCAGUAUGUCACUUUGUAAGGUGUAGGAGGCAUUCAAGUUGCUCUGUAUUUUUUUUUGUUUGUUUCUAUAAAAACAAAGUGCAAAUGAUGUUAUUUUUUGCAUCCUGUCCCUAUUCUUCAUCAUGCUAUUUUGUUCUCUCUCUGUCUUUGUGUCAUAUUUGUUGACUUGCAGGUAAUUUGUAUUUAAUGAACACUACAAACUGGUUGUGACAAAAAAAAAAAAGUGUUUUAAAUUGUUUGGGGAGAGAAUAAAAUACCAAACUGUUGAGUGUGAACAUGGAUCCUUUUUGGAACAACAGCAAAGCAAGAAAGUUAAAGAAACGUUAAGGGAUGUUGAGAGCAGUGGCCCCCAUUAUGAAGUUAAUAAGUAAAAAGAGGAAAAUAGAUUGGAAAUAGAGAUUUGUUUUGUUUUUUUAACUAUAUUUAAUGGGCACAUUUCUGUGUAUAUAUGGCUCUUUCUUUAAGUAUCUGUAGCUUUUUUGGCAUGUUGUUGCGGUCUAGUUGUUUCUUUACCAGGGGCUGGAAAGGAGGCCAUCUUGGACUUUGAAGCAGCUUUUAAGCAUUUUUAACAAUUCUCAUUUAAACCCAAAGGUACUGAACCCGCCCUGUUACAUUAGGGUCGGUGGUGCCCUUUCUUUUAAAUGACAAGUAUGAAUGAUAACAGGCUGUUAACAGUACCAUGUAGAGGCAUUCAGAGUCCCUGGUGGAGAACAGACUCCAACUGAAAAUGUCAAGGCGCCUCCCUUUUUAAGCAAGCUAAGAUUUCCACCAUGAAUUAGCUGGCAGAUAUAUAAUGUAUGCUGUUUAGAGCUUGAUUGAUGACUGCUGCAAUGUUUUUUGCUUCGGGAUCCCCAGUGUAAUAGACAUCAUUUAACUAUUAUGAUCAUAUUUUACUGCUUCGGUUAUUGUUCACCCAUCUUUCUCACUCCCUCUUCUCUGUCUCUCUCAGACUUUGUGGUAACAUUAUAUCUUUCCUUAUUUUUUUAUGCCAAAUUAUUGUGUUUACCUGUGUUUUGUCAGAAAAACAAACAAACAAAAAUCAAGGAAAAGACUCUCGUAAGCCCCUAUAAUCUGUCCUGAAGUCAGCUGUCUGCCUUAACUCCACCACUGUGAGAGAUUUGGACAGCUGCUAAAAGAAAUGAAACUGACCAUUUAUCUGCAGAUUGGUAUCUUACCAGUAACCAGCUAGUUGACGACUCAUCACACAUGCACAGGUGCACGCUUAGGGACAAAAGUAAAGUUGUAGAAAAAGGCCUAGUUUGAACUUCGUGUAUGAAUUGGGGCAUUUGAAAUAAAUCCAACCCCACGUGUUAACAUGUUUUCUUUCCUUCCCCUUCAUGUGCACACACACCCAGCCUGCAUACAGUAUAUGCAUGCAUACAUACAUGAUGCAUACAUAUAUUUCUGUUUAUCACACUUAGCUGUUUCCUCUCCAGGAUAACCAUAUAACUGUAGGGAGGUUUAUUUUUGGGGUUUCACAGCCGUGAAUCUGUUUUCCUCUGCAGUGUGUUCUUCUCUUUUUCUUUUUUCUUUCUUUUUUUUUUCUUUUUGUUCCUAGAUAUACUCAGACAGUUAUUAAUCUUAUUCUGAUGAUGAUUAUUCUUUGUAAAGCAAAAUGUAGUAUGUGUCUGUGUGUGCGUGUGUGUAUGUGCGUGUGUGCGUGUGUGUGGACCCAGAGGGGGGGAGGAUCAAGCCAAACCUGACACAUCUAUCUAUCUAUGGAUUGAUCUAUCUAUCUUAUCUAUGUGGCCCUCCUCUCGCGCUCUUCCUGCCUCUCCUCCUCCCCCCUUAACGUUAUUUGCCGUGUUUGUUCUUUGGAAAAAAUAAAACUUAAAAAAAAAGAAAAACUGAAAAUGCUAUCACAAUAAAGUAUAAUAAAACAUUCUAAACUCUAAACAUGUCAUUUUGAUGGUUAUGUGGAGAUGGAAAAAAAAUACAGUGUUUGAAAAGAAAA